ACUCGGUCUGUCUCUAUCACCUGGUUUGCCAAAUCCUUGUCUGCAUAACCUGAAGUCUCUUACAUUAACUGCACGCAUAUCAUCGACAUGGCACCUCCCCCCUCACUUCCUGUUCAGCCACCGAGCGGACCGCAUCAUGAUUCUGCAAAACCCCCACCGAAGUCCCAGAAGGAAAUGACCAGAGCUGAGCGGAGAGAGCUCCAGGAAUGUCAGCGCGCUGCAAAGGCUACAGCGAAGGCUUCAGGCCAGCCUUCCACAUCUGCCUCGGCUCCAAAGAAACCGAAUAAAAACGCGGACGCCUCCCCAAGGGCCCCUCCUGUCACGCCGAAACCAAAGGACAUGGGCCGGUCUACUACUGCUCACGAAUCCACCCUAGGGGACCAGCGCGGCCUACGCAUAUUUUCGCAUUUCGGUGCGCAAAAACGGGUGUCUAUCAUCAAGGGAGAGAUCCAUCCGGCAAUCCUGCGCCUUGCACUCCAGUUCUCUGAGUUCAAGAUCACGGGUGCGAAUGCGAGGUGUAUUGCUACUCUGAACGCGUUCAAAAUUGUCAUCCAAGACUAUGUCACCCCUCCGAAUACUACGCUUUCGCGUCACCUUAUGACCCACCUCUCACCACAAAUUAGCCAUCUAGUUGCUGCACGUCCCAUGUCUAUAACCAUGGGUAAUGCAAUUCGUCAACUCAAGUUUGAUAUCAGCAAGUCGAGCAUUGAUCUUCCGGAGCAGGAUGUUCGUAUUCACCCCUCCGUUCUCGUAUCGCCUGCCAAGGACGCGUUAUGCCAGAAUAUCGACCGUUACAUCAGUGAGCGUAUCACUGCUGCAGACGGCAUCAUUGAGGAGAGCUGCUGCAAGAAAAUCAAGGAUGGGGAUGUCAUCCUUACCUACUCGCGCUCCUCAGUUGUUGAGAAGGUUCUUCUGGCAGCACACGCUGAAGGGCGGCAGUUUUCGGUGAUUGUCGCAGACUCAAGACCCCUCUUGGAAGGCAAACGUCUUCUUUCCGUUCUGUCGCGGGCAGGGAUCCAGUGCACAUAUCUUCUUCUCCCCUCGCUGGGCUCUAUCAUCACGGAGGUGUCCACAGUUAUUGUAGGAGCACAUUCGAUACACGGAAACGGCGCUGUGUAUUCGAGAGCUGGAACAGCUCUUGUUGCCAUGAUGGCCAAGCAACACUCGAUACCAUUCAUCGUCUGCUGCGAGACCUACAAAUUUUCCGCCGGUGUCCAAUUGGAUAGUUUCACAAAAAACGAGCUAGGUCCCCUAGGUGAUGCUUUGACACCGUAUCCCCUGGCCAAGCCUCGGGAAGCGCUAUUGCUCACGAACGAGCCGCACCUCGAGAUUCUGAACCCGCUUUACGACCUAACUCCCCCUACGUCCAUUACGGCAGUAGUUACCGAGGUCGGAAUCAUUCCGGCGACUUCGGUCAGCUCUAUUCCUCUAGCACUGUACCGUUUGCCUUGAAUAGAACGUCUCGUAAGCGGCUCAUUUGCUUAUUGCAUUGUAUGUUGCGAUACUCGUGAAUUCGCCAUGCUAUACAUCACGGAAUACUCUAGAUACAGUGUGUCAAGCAUGCUCGGUCGUGAACAGAGUACCCUGUCUCACCACACUUGAAGGCAAUUCUGGGAAAACACUGCGGAAUGGCGAUAUCACAGAUGACAGGUAUGAGAUCAUAGCUCUGAUGUCCUGGAUGAUGAGCUCUGGCUUUCUAUGAUUUUCCGCUCGAUCCAUUCGAAAACGGCGUCCGUAACAUGUUCUACCGGCUUGUCGAACAAGUAUGGUAGGAUUGGAACGAUAGCAAGACCGGUUGCAGUUGGACCCCAUGUCUUGACCCUGGGGUUCUGGCUGUUUACGAAUGCCUUCUUCGCCUGCUUCACGGCGGUGUGGAUUGUGAAGGCAGGAAGAGCCCUGGCGCGGCAAUAACAAAGAUCAGCGCAGGAGUCAUUUGUUAGAGGGAGAUAACGGGUACAUCGAUGCUAUGGAUUGAAAGGCUGCACGUUGGGCGCAGACCAUUCCGAUGCGAGCAGGCUCCGAGAAAUGCGCGGCUUCGACGGGCGACGGGCCCUUGCGGUGAGCUUUGUACGCCUCGUAGCCGACAUCUCUGCGAAGAAUAGAUACAUGAGCAAGGCUGACGAUCUUGAUGCGACGUAUGCACUGACCCCGCAAGAUAAAGCCACGAAAUCCCGUAUGCUGCGGUUACUACCGCCGGUGGGACAACUGGCCGAAAAGCUUCUCCGACAUCACUGGUCUGAGUGUAAUUCUGUCGAUGCCCGAAACAGAGGUGUCGGGGCACUUACGUAGGCAAUGUACCGGGAACCUGCACGCAGCGCCGUCCUCAGACGAGCACCGUAUGCCAUGUAGCGGACAUCCGAGUCCACACUGUCGACAUCCUUGUCAGCAAGAGUGUUGAGCUCCUGCUGCACCUCUUCCUUGGCUGUCAUUACAGUCUGUGUCAUUCUAGUAAAGUGCCGGCGGUGUGUGGUGGGGAACGUUGACAGAGAGCAAUCUCAGCAGUUUGAACUGGCAAGCUCGGAUGGAGGACACAGUCAUGCAUAUGCCGAGCGCGUUCGUCACAGUACAGACCGGUCGGCGCCUAACAAGAGUUGGGGACGAUAACGUUUGCCACGAGUGUUCGAGGUCAUUCCGAGGGGCAUUUAGGUCGACGCUGACCGUGACAUCCGCCGCUGUGAACGUGCGUCGCUGGGGUUCGAACGUCGCUCGAACAAACACGGGGUCGAUCACUGGCUAUUGCAUGCCGAUAUUGGUUGGCGCCCAAAGUUCAAACCGGAUAGCCGGGCAGCAGCUGGCGUCCAAAUGCAGCCUC
Messenger RNA from Phanerochaete carnosa HHB-10118-sp, 2812 nucleotides. RefSeq lists its product as uncharacterized. The transcript is spliced from 6 exons. The coding region runs from base 88 to 1452 and encodes 454 amino acids. The record is from RefSeq and is a predicted model, not a curated record. NCBI's taxonomy places the organism in Eukaryota, Fungi, Basidiomycota, Agaricomycetes, Polyporales, Phanerochaetaceae.